AAUGCUCGAUCCCCGACGGUUUCACUUUCAUUCGCAACGCGCACGCGCAACUGUCAGGGUCGCCAAAAAGAGCACCACCGCACCACUCAACCACCACGAUAUUCGAAUGAAAAAUAUAUUCAAAUCCUGUAAAAUAAAUAACAAUUGCGUGGCAUUUCGGAGCUCAGAGAAUAAACAUUACAAUUGUUUUAAUCGAAUAGAAAAGUGAUUAUAAGUGAGCUUUAAUUGGAAGGCAAUCAACAUAAAUAAUUGAGUGUUUUCAUUUCAUUUCGCUGGAUACCACCCUCGCACCCCAUCCUCCGACAAAAAGACAAACCCAUCGCGCAAUACUUAAUGGAUGCAGCAACUCCAUGUGGCCCAAACACAAGCAUCUGCUAACGGCGGCAGCGACGAUCUGCUGUCUUUUGGCCAUCAUCCAACCGGCCCUUUUAGCCAAUCCGCCAGAUACCCAGGCCCCUCCCCCCCGCAAUGACACAGAGGCAUUCGACCAUGGGGGCGUGGCGGCGGAUGGAGGCAUAAACUCCGGACUAAAUGACAGCAGCGUCAAGGAGCAGGCAGGCGGCGGACUUGAAAAGGAGGUCAUCGAAGGUCUCGGCUCCAAGGAGGUCAGGGAUCUGGACAAAGAAGUCUCCACCACCGGCGACAGAGAUGCGGAGUUUGUGGGAGUGCCCGGUUUUCUGCCAACGGUUCUGCCUCCCAAGGACACCACCAGUCCCACCAAUGGCCAUGGUUACAUUCAGUUUGAGGUCGACGAGGAGCUGCCCGUGGAGGUGGUUCGCCGACAGAAACCCAUCCAACAGACCCUCACUCGCUCCCGGACGGAAACUGUCAACGAAGUCCUCUCCAAUCUGUUUCCCAAUGGAUUUUCCGAUAUCUUCCGGUACAGUGGCAAAGAUGGCAACAUGGAAACAGUUACCACAACCACUAACAAGGCGGUGGUGCGACCCACAGUGGAUGUAACCAGCACCACCGAGGCAACAACCACUGAGCCGGAAACGGAAACUUCCACAAAGGCAGCCAAUGAUACGUAUUACUCCUACCAGACCACAGUGACCAAGGAGUAUCGCCGGGAAUUGGGUCCAGGACACACGGAGAUUGUGGUUGAGCAGAUCCGGGAACCGGGCUUUAGAGAUGGCAGCAACCACAUUUCCAGGGACGAUCUCCUGAGGAUCAAUCGCGCCGCGGUGGCAGCCCCUGUCCUGCCAAGUUUGUUGCUCCGUCCGGAGUCUGAUCCCGACGACAGUGAGACUUUGGUGGCGGCGGAGAGUGCUCCCAUUAUUAUCCUGGGUGAACAUGAGUCGGACUUUGAAAUGCCAGGGCAGGAGAUUCAGGACAACCAAAUAGCCGAGACACGGCAUGUGAGCCGGGAGGCGUACCAGCAAAGACUGCCACCGCCCAGUUCCAGCAAACAGAACGGCAUUGAGAGUUACACCAACCAGAAAGGUCCUGGCCAGGAUCAGGAGAUAAACGUUCACAUCAUCCAUGAUGAGACGCUGGGCAAGAAUCAGGAUAAAUCAAAGGAUAAGGCGGCCCAGGAGAAACCCCAACAGGCACUGGAUCAUUAUCAAGCUCACAGCGAGCAGAGAUUCCAGCAGAGGCAUCAGAGUCACGAGGCACCUUCCAGGCAGUUCCUCAAGAGCUUCAAGCCCGUGGUCUCGGGCAGUGGCGACGGACCCAUUCCCAAGGGCGCCUUCCACUACGAAGUGCAGACUCCGCCCCAGAAACAACCCCAACCGGAGAACCCACACUUUUUGCGGCCUGCCGCCCAGUUGGCGUACCAACGGGAACUUGGUCAGGUGCAAGUCCAGCAUCCGCAGCCUCAGCAGCUUCCCCAUCAUCAUCCGAUAGAAUCCCUGCACACCAAGGCCAUCUCCUCUCCUCCAUCCCCGGCUGUUCAGGACUACUCUGGUUAUGCAAGACCCACUCCCGUAUCCGUCACACCUAAUAGUUUGGUUUUUGUUACCCUGAACACUCCUUCCCCACCUGCUGCCCCCCACUCCUCGCCCGCUCCUCACAUCCCGCAUACGCCCCUUGAGCCAGGAGUCCAAAUCACCGUGAGUCAUCCUCCCCCUCAUAGCUAUGUCCCGGAAUCCGCUGCAGAAUCCUCACAGCAACAUGCCCAACAUGCUCCAGCCCCUGCGAAGGCCCAUUCCUCCCAGCCGAACGGCUACACCUUUGUGGAAGUUCAGAAGUCCGUGAAUAUCCACAACAAGUUGAUUACGGAGAAGGAUGGCCGCUUGGUGGAGCAACACGAGACCAUUUACCAUCAGCCUUAUCUGCCGGCAAGUGCUUCUCCCGCUCCAGCGAAGAACUACGCAUCUCUGGCCAAGAAUCCCAUUCAUGUGGAGUACGAUAGCUCGCCCCAGGAGGUGGCCAUUUCACAUGCGGCGGUUCACUUGGAUACGGGACAUAAAGGACACUCUGAUAGCUCGAGUAGUGGUCACCAAAUUCUGCAUACUUCUGCCAGUUAUUCGGUUAAGGGGCAGCCGGGGCAACACGAUCAACAUGUAGUGCACCAUGAUCAGAAAGGGCAUCAUGAAACACAGAUACAACACGUGGUGCAUCAUCAGCAACCCAUUCAUCAGGUUCAUCAUGAAGAACCCAUACAACAUGUAGUACAUCAUGACCAACCAAUUCAUCAGGUACAUCAUCAACAACCCAUUCACCAUGAACAGCAUAUAGUACACCAUGAACAGCCUAUACACCAAGUACAUCAUGAGCAACAACAACAUAUAGUUCAUCAUGACCAGCCUAUACAUCACGAACAACCCAUCCACCAAGAGCAACAUGUAGUACAACAUGAACAACAGGAUAAUCCAGUACAUCACGAUCAUCAGAUACACCACGAACAUGAAGUCCAUCACGAAGAACCCAUCCACCACGAGCCAUUAAUCCAUCAUGAACAUCACGAAUCACACGACCACCAUGAACCCCUUCAUCACGAGCUUCACGAGCAUCAUCCUGUGAAGCAACAUGUUGUGGAAAAACAUAUCCCUGUUCCAUACGCCGUACCCCAGCCAGUGCCCGUACCCGUUCACGUGGAGCACUACGUCGAUCGUCCGUAUCCGGUAGAGACCAUCGUGGAGCACGCCGUUCCAUAUCCCGUGGAGAAAGUUGUGGAGAAGAUUGUGGAGAAACAUGUGCCCGUGGAGGUGGAACGCAUUGUGGAGAAGCCCGUGCCGGUGGAGAAGAUUGUGGAGAAGUUCGUGGACCGGCCAAUGGCCAUUCCCAUCCAUGUUCCUGUUGCCAUACACAUGCCCAUGCCACCGCCGGGCCACUCCGCUCUGCCCUUCUCCCAUCCCAACGCAUUGACCCCGUGGGGUCACCACUCGGUGGCUCACAUCCCGCCGAAGGUGCUACAGAACUAUUACAACCGGAUGCUGAAGAAGCUGCUGCCGCAAUUGGCGGCCAAAAGCCCGGCUCUCCAAUCCCCGAAAGCCGUAAAGCUGAGCAAGCCCGUGGCUGCCCUGAAGCAGCCCGUGAAACCCGUUCGCGGAGAGGUGCCCAAAGUGGCCACUUUCAGCUUGGCGGACAUGCGCUUCGACUUGCGACCCCCGCCACCGCCCCAAGGCUCUCCCUGGCUUCAGGGUGCCCGCUACAUCUACAACACCCUACCCGCCGACCUGGCCACCGCCGCCGCCUCUGCUCCGGCCAUGAUAAAGUCCUACAUUGGCUCCGUGCCCGCUGCCACCUCGGGAGGUGCUCCUCCAGGCGGAGACACUGCACUUGGCGACGAUUUCGACGAGUUCCAGCGCUGGCGGAAUGGGCACUCCCUCAAACGAAGCCCCGACUUUGGUCGCAAUCUCCAGCUGGAGUACGGAUUCAAGCCGCCUCUGGUGCCGUCCAUGGAGAUCGACGACAAGGGGAAUCCCCUGAAGCAGGCGGAACAAGCGGAGACGCAAUGAAAAACUUGAACGAAUGCGUUGCGAAGAAAAAGCGUGCCAAAAUAUAAUGCUAUAGUUAUUGUAACCUAUUUAUGUAACAUAUUUAAAUCAAUGAAUGCAUUUAAUGAAAUCUUAUUAAACACACUCUUAAUAAAGAAUUAAAUAUU
Drosophila ananassae is the source of this 4051-nucleotide messenger RNA. Its product is annotated as titin. The transcript is spliced from 4 exons. The coding region runs from base 351 to 3905 and encodes 1184 amino acids. The record is from RefSeq and is a predicted model, not a curated record. Lineage: Eukaryota; Metazoa; Arthropoda; Insecta; Diptera; Drosophilidae.